Erythranthe guttata (spotted monkey flower) is the source of this 2173-nucleotide messenger RNA. Its product is annotated as putative pentatricopeptide repeat-containing protein At3g25970. Gene Ontology annotation, biological process: RNA modification. Lineage: Eukaryota; Viridiplantae; Streptophyta; Magnoliopsida; Lamiales; Phrymaceae. Gene Ontology annotation, molecular function: protein binding; RNA binding. The record is from RefSeq and is a predicted model, not a curated record.
UAUACUAUGAAUAAAUAUUAGUUGUGGUCUCCCACAGUCCACUUUUCCUGGUUUGCUCCAUGUCAAGACUGCGUCUUGAAUAUUUCGCCAACCUCAAGAACUCAAUCAAAAUGGCGAUCGAGCCGUCGUCGUUCUCCGGCACAUGGAAGCACCAGCGCUGGAAAGAGAGCCCUAUUUAUCCCGACAUUGUCUCCGCUAACAAAGCCAUAACAUCCAGCUACCAAGCUGGGGAAAUCGAACGCGCCCGCCAGCUUUUCGACGAAAUGACACACCGAACGGUCGUUUCGUGGAACACCAUGAUUACCGGAUACACCAAAUUGAACAUGUUUCCCGAAUCUCUACGCUUGAUUUCUCUCAUGCAUCUUUCCAACGUCAAGCUCAACGAGACUACAUUUUCCGUCUCUCUAAGCGUAUGCGCUCGUGCGCAUUCUCUAAUCAGCGGGCAGCAGGUCCACGGGCUGGUCUUCAAAUCAGGGCAUCAAAAAUUCAAGCUUGUGGGAAGCGCAUUGCUGUACGUAUACGCUAGCUGUCGUCAAAUCGGAGAUGGGCGAAGGGUGUUUGAUGAGUUAAGCCAAGAGAACGAGCUGCUGUGGAGUUUGAUGUUAAUGGGUUACGUCGAGUGUAAUUUAAUGAGAGAAGCUCUGAUUGUGUUCGACAAAAUGCCAAUAAGGGGUGUGGUGGAGUGGACAAAUUUGAUUUCCGGGUUUGUAAAAAGUGACGAUCAUGGGUGCAAGAUAGCGUUAAAGAUGUUCAAGAUGAUGAGGGAGAGUGGCGAGGCUGUUCCGAACGAGAUCACUCUGGAUUGUGCAGUGAGAGGUUGUGCUAGAUCGGGGGAUUUCUCGAUUGGAAAGUUGAUUCACGGGCUUAUAAUCAAAUCCGGAUUCGAGUACAAAAGUUCCAUUAGUGGCGCCUUGAUCUCUCUGUAUUCCAGCUCUGAAUCCAUGGAUGACGCAGAGAAGGUUUAUCAUAGUGUCUCGAGCCAAUCGUUGGAGGAUUCGAACGAGCUAAUCCGCGGGCUUCUGAAGUUGGGUAAGAUAGAAGAAGCUGAGUCGAUUUUCGGCAAUAUGAUUGAUAAGAAUCAAGUUUCUUACAAUCUGAUGAUUAAAGGGUAUGCAACAUGUGGUCGAUUCGAGGAUUCGGAAAAGUUGUUUGAGCAAAUGCCUAUCAGGAUCUUGAGUUGUCUGAAUACCAUGAUCUCGGUAUAUGGGAGAAGUGGUAAGAUUGACAAAGCUUUGGAUCUUUUCAAAGAGGCGAAAGGAGAAUCGUGCCCAAUUAGUUGGAACUCGAUGAUUUCGGGAUAUGUGCAAAACGAUCUAUUUAAAAAUGCAUUUGAACUAUACCUAACCAUGCGAAGAUCGUUGAUAAGCGAAACUAGAUCCACCUUCUCUGUUCUUUUCCAUGCAUGUGCUUGCAUGGGGUGUCUUCAACAAGGGCAAAUAUUCCACGCCCAUGUGGCGAAAACCCCGUUUUCUUCCGACGUCUACGUCGGCACAUCCCUCAUUGACAUGUACUCCAAAUGCGGAAGCAUCUCCGACGCGAGAGCAUCUUUUUCUUCAAUAUCUUCCCCCAACGUGGCGGCAUGGACGUCUCUAAUCAACGGGCACGCCCACCACGGACUGGGAUCCUCAGCGGUGGCACUCUUCGAUUUUAUGGUGGACCAGCGGGUAGCACCUAACGGGGCGACUUUCGUGGCGGUUUUGUCCGCGUGCGCACGGGCGGGUUUGGUGGACGAGGGGAUGAAAUUGUUCCGUUUGAUGACAGAGCGUUACCUCAUAACUCCGGUGCUGGAGCACUAUACUUGCAUUGUGGACCUCCUCGGACGAUCGGGGCUCGUGCGUGAGGCGGAGGAGGUUAUCGAGGGGAUGCUGGUUGGAGCGGAUAGUGCUGUGCUGACCUCGUUGCUACACUCGAGUUGGUUCUGGAUGGACGUGGAGGUGGGGGAGAGGGUGGCUCGGAAAAUGUUCGAGUUGGAUCCUAAUGACCAAUCGUCUGCAUGUGUUAUUAUGUCGAACAUGUAUUCGAGAUCGGGUGAGUGGGGGCAGAAGAUGGAGAUGAGGGAUAUGUUGAGAGAAUUGGGUGGUAAGAAGGAUGUUGGGUGUAGUUGGAUUGAUGUCCACAAUAAUACAAACCAUGUGUCUUCAUCCCCUGUGUAAAUAUAGAGAGGAAUCGAAAA